Epinephelus lanceolatus (giant grouper) is the source of this 2025-nucleotide messenger RNA. RefSeq names its product actin related protein 2/3 complex inhibitor (gene arpin). The record is from RefSeq and is a predicted model, not a curated record. Gene Ontology annotation, biological process: negative regulation of actin nucleation. NCBI's taxonomy places the organism in Eukaryota, Metazoa, Chordata, Actinopteri, Perciformes, Serranidae.
GGAAGUCAGGACACAGAAAAUCUCGGAGAGCAGAAAAGUUACAACACUGUUACUGAAAAAUGAGCCGAAUAUAUCACAACACGUCUUUACAGAACAAACCAGUACAUACUGAGAAAUUUGACCGCGUGUGGUCUCCCUCCAUGUAUGAAAGUGGCCAGGGAGUUCUUCUGGAAGGAAAGGUGCUUGAUGUUUCCAGACAUGCUAUCAUUGAUGACAACAAUCAAAAGGUCCGUUUCUACGUGCUGUACAUCAAACCCAGCCGCAUCCAUCAGAGGAAGUUUGACGCCAGGGGGAAGGAGAUUGAGCCAAACUUCAGUGACACCAAAAAGGUUAACACUGGCUUCCUCAUGUCCUCCUACAAGGUGGAAGCCAAAGGGGAGUCAGAUUGUUUGUCCGAGGAGCAGCUGUCAGCGAUGGUGAACAAAGCAGAGCUGGUAAAGAUAACUGAAAAGCACCAACCCAGCGGGACCUGGGCCUUCUGGUACCCGGAGUCAAAGAUGGAUGAAAUGGAGCUGGAAACAGGACAGGAUGUACGGCUGAAGACCAGAGGAAACAGUCCUUUCAUAUUCUCGGUUGCCAAAGUGGACAGCAGCACAGUGACCAAGUGUAACUUUGCUGGAGAUGAAAAGGCUGGAGCAUCGUGGACGGACAAGAUUAUGGCCAACAAAGCAGAGGCAGUCACCACUCAGAAGUCUGGAGAAGGGGAGGGAGCAGAGGAGGAUGAGUGGGACGAUUGAGGAAACCAUCUCUCUUGUCAGCCUGAACUCUUGGACCCGUUCCAGUCUCCAGGUUGAACUGCUUUAGCUUGGAUCCAUUCCUGUCUUUCCUUCUGUAGAUUGGACUGGACUUGGGGUACUUAACCUUUUACAGUAUAUGUGUGGCCUUGGGGCUGGAAACCUUGCAUCACUCCUACAGUAUGGGACUAGACUCUUCCAGCUCUACAGAGUAUAUCUGGCUGUGAUGCACACUGUCUUUGUAACUUCACUCUUCUAUACUUUGGAUUAAUGGUAUUAAAUACAGUCCCAAAAAUGUGUUGUUAUUCAGCACACUUGUUAGUCCUUCCAUACUGUAAUUUAUAUCCUGUCUAAACACAGACACAGGGUAUCUAAAGAGCUGUGUUUCUUGUUUCAUGAGCUCAGUACGCUGGUUGGGUUCUGUGUAACACCUGAUGUAUUCAGAAAUGCGUUUGCCCUCCUGACAGCUUCAAGCUACUAAUAUAGAAUUUGAAUUGGAAAUCGGAAGAACGAAGGAGCAAAGAAGAGCUUAUCAAAGAGGCUGUUAAAAUGUCACCAACAGGUUAUUAUUCCUUCCUGGCAGGUAUACUGUCAUCUAAGUGAGUUUAUGUGUAAUAAGACACAAAAUACCAACCUUUGUACUAUCAAAGCAUUCACAAAGAGCUCAGUCCAGAUUCUUAAGAAAUAUACAAAUUCUAAUUUAAUUUUAAUUCUCAAGUAUUUCUUGCCAAACUCAAUCUGAUCCUCUGGUUUAAUGACCUGAAAAUAGUCAUGAAUACCCUAAUUUCCUCUUGUUUGGAUUACUGUAUUGCUUUGUUAUGGGGAAUAUUUGAACUCAUUUUGGUCUGAGGUCACAAAAGCUCUCUCAGAGAUUUUUCAGGUCAAUACUCCUAAAUGUCCUGUACUAUGUAUAUUAGCAGACAAAUUAGAUGGUGUAGCUGUAAGAGCAAUGGGAUGUGUAACACUUGGUUGUCUUGCUGCUAAACAUAAAAUUGUUAUGAAUUUGAAGAUUAGAGCCCCAUCCUGUUUUAGUUUGAGUAGUUGGCUGGAAGAAUUUAUUCAUUUAAUUGGUAUGGAAAGAGCAGCUGCCACUUUAUGGCAGCUUGAUCCAGGUUUAGAGGGCCUAUGGGAUAAAUUAAGGUUAUAUAUAAGUUCUUUACCAGAUUGAAGAAACCAAAUAUGAAUUAUAUCUACGUAUCGAUUUUUUAUUUUUUUUAUUUUAUUGUACAGCACUUUAGUCAACUCUGGUUGUUUUUAAAUGUGCUUUAUAAAUAAAUGUGAUUUGAUCUUU